GUGGUCCACUGCUCCCACCACAUUCUCUCUCAAGCAAGGGAGAGAAUUAAAAUAGUCUCUCUCUAUCUCUACUACCGUCGCCUAAAUUAAAAAUGACAUCUCAAGAAAUGGGAAAAGGUGAUAUUGAAUAUUGACUGAUUGGAGCAGAGGGCUGGGGAGGAGCGAGAAACCCAUAUAUAGACAGAGAGAGAAGCGCAAUAUACUCCAACUUUCAACUCUACAACACUCCCAGUCACUGCUAGCUUAGCUCUGCAUAUAUAUAUAUGUAUUUGCUUUUGCAGAAGAUAUAUAUACGUGUAUAUGUUAAAUAGUAGUAGUAUCUCAGUUUUCACCAUUUUCCGCUGUUACCGAAGCAUUGUGCUGUUUGUUUUAAGUAUACAAAAAUACGUAUAUAUAUGGUGGUGGUAGGCGCACGCGCAUGCAUCGGUGGAGUUGAUUUAUUGUGGGAACCCGCGCUUCGGAGAGAAGACCCUUUUUGCGCUGGUUUGAGGCAGGAAAUGGGCUUCGUUUUGAGCCGAAAAGGUUGAAUUUUGCUGAGAAAAUAUUGGGUUUUGGGAGCGCUUCGGUGUGCUUCUUUCUUGAGAGUUUUGCUGAGAUCUGAAGAGGGUUGGGUUGGGGAGUUUCUUUGCUUUUGAAAUUGCGAGCGGGAUUUUGUUGGAUAUAAAGAGUUUUUGUUUGCUUUCUCUUUUGUGUAAGUUGGAGUUCUUGGCGUAAAUUCUGUGCUUGAGCUCAAGAUAGUGUUUGGUUGGUGGGUGAUGUGGGCUGUUUUGUUUCUCAAUUGCAUUUCCUGUGCUUGAAGGAAUUGUAUGAGAAAAAAAUCAAGAACUGAUGGUGCUGAGUUUUUUCUUCAUUUGUAGUGGAAUAGGUUUUGGGUGAAAGUUUUUGAAGGGAGAUGAGAUUUGGCGUCACUAUCUUCAUGAGCUAAGGCUUUUUUCUUGUUUUGUUUUUCAUAAUUUUUUGGGAGUUUCAUAUACUGUUAGUGGUAAAUUGGAGGAGGAAGGGGGUGGGAAUUUGGAGUCUGUUUCAUGUAUUGGAAUUUUGGAGGGUGAUUCAGAGGAUAAAGUGCACAGGUGUUAUGCUAUUUUGGGGUGGAAAGGAGUUACUGCUGUUUUUUGUGCUGCUCAAUCUUUAUUGUUUGAAUCUUCAUCAUGAAACUCUCUGCUUGCUUAAAUCACCAGUCUCCUGAAGGAGGAGAGAAGAGCUGCCUAAAUUCUGAACUUUGGCAUGCCUGUGCUGGCCCUCUUGUUUCUCUACCGUCUCUCGGAAGCCAUGUGGUGUAUUUUCCUCAGGGCCACAGCGAGCAGGUUGCUGUAUCCACGAACAAGGAAGUUGAUGCUCAGAUGCCUAAUUACCAGAGCUUACCUGCACAGCUCAUUUGCCAGCUUCAUAACGUGACCAUGCAUGCCGACAUAGAGACGGAUGAGGUGUAUGCUCAAAUGACUUUGCAACCACUAAGUGCACAAGAGCAGAAAGAGGUUUCCUUCCUUCCAGCAGACUUGGGUGCAGCCAGCAAACAGCCAACGAAUUACUUCUGCAAAACUUUGACUGCUAGUGACACAAGUACUCACGGUGGGUUCUCCGUUCCACGUCGGGCAGCUGAAAAAGUGUUCCCGCCCUUGGAUUUUUCACAGCAACCUCCAGCACAAGAGUUGAUUGCCAGGGAUCUUCAUAACAAUGAGUGGAAAUUCAGACAUAUAUUUCGGGGUCAGCCAAAGAGGCACCUGCUUACAACUGGUUGGAGUGUUUUUGUGAGUGCUAAAAGACUCGUUGCCGGUGAUUCGGUUCUUUUCAUAUGGAAUGAGAAGAAUCAGUUGCUUCUUGGCAUUCGACGUGCCAACCGCCCACAAACUGUCAUGCCUUCGUCAGUUUUAUCUAGUGAUAGCAUGCAUCUCGGUCUGCUCGCUGCAGCUGCUCAUGCAGCUGCAACAAAUAGCCGUUUCACGAUAUUCUAUAAUCCCAGGGCAAGUCCCUCUGAAUUUGUUAUACCUCUGGCUAAAUACAUAAAAGCAGUGUACCAUACCCGAGUGUCUGUGGGGAUGCGCUUCCGGAUGCUGUUUGAAACGGAAGAAUCUAGCGUUCGUCGCUACAUGGGCACAAUAACUGGCAUAAGCGACUCGGAUCCUGUCAGGUGGCCGAAUUCACACUGGCGUUCGGUUAAGGUUGGCUGGGACGAGUCUACGGCUGGGGAAAGGCAGCCGAGAGUUUCACUUUGGGAAAUCGAACCUUUAACCACAUUUCCUAUGUAUCCAUCGCCGUUUCCUCUAAGACUGAAGCGGCCAUGGCCAUCGGGUCUCCCCUCCUACUCAGGGAUGAAGAAUGAUGACAUGGGGUUAAAUCCCUCCCUCAUGUGGCUUCGCGGAGACGGAGGAAUGCAAUCCCUGAACCAAGGCAUGGGGGUUGCGCCGUGGAUGCAGCCGAGGUUCGAUGCGUCGAUGCUCGGCAUGCAAAACGAUAUUUAUCAAGCUAUGGCAGCAGCUGCUGCUAUGCAGGAUAUGAGGGUUGUGGACCCUUCCAAACAGAUGCUUUCUUCGAUUAUGCAAUUCCAGCAACCCCAAUCCGUCGGCAGCCGAUCUGCAGGUUAUAUGCAGCAGUCUCAGUUGUUGCAGCAAUCUCAGUGCUCUGCUCCCUUUGUUCAGAGUCUUCAAGGAAGCCCGUCUCAACCGGCGUCGCAGUCGCACGCAAACCUCCUUCAGCAGCAAUUGCUCCAACAGAACUCAUUCAACGAUGCACAGAUCCACCACCAGCAGCAGCAGCAGCAGCAGCCUAAUCAGACGCAGCAUGUUAUUGAUCCUCAGCUAUCGCAGUUGUCAUCAAACUCUCAAGUGCAGUCUCAAACGAUGCACUCGAUGUCUUCCAUGCAUCAGAGCUUUUCGGAAUCGAGUGUUAAACCUGUUGGCAACAUGAGUUCUCCUCUACACAGCUUGUUGAGUUCAGUCACCCAGGAUGAGGCCUCCAACCUCCUUAAUGUGUCCAGGUCUAGCAACAUGCUAUCUUCAAGUGGUUGGCCAACAAAACGGGUUGCUCUCGAUCCCCUUUCUAGUGGCCUCUCGCAGACUAUUUCACCGCAGGCUGAUCAGUUAGGACUGUCAAACACAAAUGCAAGCAGCAAUCCUGUCUCGUUGCCUCCGUUUCCCGGUAGAGAGUGCUUGAUGGAGCAAGAAGCGAAUAACGAUCCCCACAACCACUUCCUCUUUGGAGUUAACAUAGAUUCCUCCUUCAUGUCGAACGGGAUGUCAAACCUUAAAGCAGUUGUUAGCGACAGUGAUAAUGCGAGCAUGACCUUCGCCUCUUCCAGCUACAUGACUAGCUCCGGUGCUGAUUACUCGCUCAACCCUACCGUGACUUCAAGCAGUUGCAUUGACGAGUCUGGUUUUCUGAUGUCUACCGACAAUGGGGGGCAUAACAAUCCGGCCGAUAGAGCCUUUGUUAAGGUUCACAAAUCUGGAUCGUUUGGAAGGUCGCUUGACAUCACUAAAUUCAGCAGCUACCCGGAGCUGCGCAGUGAGCUCGCUCAGAUGUUUGGCCUCGAAGGCGAAUUGGAAGAUCCGUUGAGAUCAGGCUGGCAGCUUGUAUUUGUGGACCGCGAAAACGACGUUCUUCUUCUUGGCGACGACCCCUGGCAGGAGUUCGUAAACAGCGUGUGGUGUAUCAAGAUCCUGUCACCUCAGGAGGUUCAGGAGAUGGGAAAACGAGGAGUCGAGCUUCUGAACUCCGUUCCCCUCCAGAGGAUGCCUGUCCAAAACGGCAGUUGUGAUGGUUAUGGAAGCCGGCAGGAGGCGAGGAACAUGAGCACCGGUAUACCGUCUGUUGGAAGUCUUGAUUUCUGAACCAGUUCUGUUUAGCUGCAAUCUCUGUUUGUAAUAUUAGCAUUGUCUGAAUCUGUUAGGCAAGAGAAGUUCUGCUUUCUAACUUGAAAAAACUUUUUAUAUAGAGAGCUAUACUACUGUAAGUAUAUGAUAGACUUCAUGUCCUCUUCUCCUAUUCUGAGCUAGCACUAGUUAAUAUUGAAAUAGCUCUAGUUUAUUGUGUAUCUAUUUAAAAAAACUCAAACUUUAGCCUAUUUUGUUCA
This is a messenger RNA of Salvia miltiorrhiza (redroot sage), 4069 nucleotides long. RefSeq names its product auxin response factor 6. NCBI's taxonomy places the organism in Eukaryota, Viridiplantae, Streptophyta, Magnoliopsida, Lamiales, Lamiaceae. Bases 1149 to 3827 code for a protein of 892 amino acids. Gene Ontology annotation, cellular component: nucleus. Gene Ontology annotation, molecular function: DNA binding; protein binding. Gene Ontology annotation, biological process: regulation of DNA-templated transcription; response to hormone. The transcript has 15 exons. The record is from RefSeq and is a predicted model, not a curated record.